This is a messenger RNA of Parastagonospora nodorum SN15, 1775 nucleotides long. RefSeq lists its product as hypothetical. The transcript has 5 exons. Bases 1 to 1620 code for a protein of 539 amino acids. Gene Ontology annotation, molecular function: RNA binding; ATP binding; tyrosine-tRNA ligase activity. Gene Ontology annotation, biological process: tyrosyl-tRNA aminoacylation. The record is from RefSeq and is a predicted model, not a curated record. Gene Ontology annotation, cellular component: mitochondrion; cytosol. Lineage: Eukaryota; Fungi; Ascomycota; Dothideomycetes; Pleosporales; Phaeosphaeriaceae.
AUGCUGAGCGUCCUCGAAGAGCGUGGCUUUGUGAAGGAUGUUGCGGGUGAACGGAAGACACUCGACUGGGUACUCACAGAGAAACCCAUAGGCGCAUAUGUCGGUGUAGACCCUACCGCCCCAUCACUCCAUGUCGGCCACCUCCUUCCGUUCAUGGCACUAUUCUGGAUGUACCUCCACGGCUACAACACCUUCAGCUUGCUUGGAGGAGGUACAGCUACCAUUGGGGAUCCAUCUGGAAGGACAACCGCCCGUUCGAGCCAGGCGGCCAAUAUACAGCGCCACAACAGCAAGAAUAUGCAUAUUCAGCUCCGUAAUCUGUGGACCAACGUGAAGUGUCUGGGCAUCAAACACCAGUACUCCAACGCGAUCAGCUGGAAGAAAGAGCCCUUGAACAAUGAGACUUGGUUGCAGCAGCUUAGUGCCAUCGACCUCAUGAGGGGUCUUGGCUCGGGCAUGCGGUUAGGCGCAAUGCUUGCUCGCGACUCCGUCAAGGUACGCAUGGAGAACGGCGAAGGCAUGGCCAUGUCCGAGUUCAGCUAUCCUCUGUUCCAAGCCUACGACUGGUGGCAUAUGUACCAGCGGAAUGGCGUCCAGCUUCAGAUUGGCGGCUCCGACCAAUACGGCAACAUUUGCGCUGGAAUGGAUGCUAUCAGCUAUAUGCGAAGGGCAGGAGACCACCAUUCGAAUUCGGAGCUGGACGAAAACCCGCUGCGCGCAACGUAUGGCCUCACAACACCUCUACUGACUACCGCGAGUGGAGAAAAGUUCGGCAAGAGCGCUGGAAAUGCGGUUUGGCUCGAUCCGAAAAUGUUGAGUUCUUUCGACCUGUAUCAGUACUUCGUCAAGACAGCCGACAACGAUGUGGAGCGUUACCUGAAACUCUUCACGUUCCUUCCUAUCAACCAAAUCAACCUUCUGAUGGCGCAACAGAGAAAAGACGAAUCGAAACGACUAGCGCAACACAUCCUAGCCAAGGAGAUUGUUGAACUCGCCCACGGUGCCAAGUCUGCGAAGAUGGCAGAAGAAGCGCAUAAGGAAGCCUUCAGUCACGGCACAAACACAUUCUCCCUGGGUGCCUUGAGAAAUUCCAUGUCCAACAUCAAACCCGCCAAUGCUCCAAACCCUGAGCAUCUGAGCAAGAGUGAACAGGCUGAAUUGGCUCAUAAAGAGUCUCUCGGCCUUUCAGCCAAUGCACAAGAGUCCGGAACGACGUCCGCGCUAUCAAAGCAGAAAAUCGUUACGUUGCCCAAGACGCUGCUUCAGCCCGGCUCAUUCCCGCGCAUCCUUUGUGCUGCAGGCCUAGCGUCAUCAAGGAGCGAGGCGCAUCGCCUGAUAGCCUGCAAAGGUGCCUACGUUGUCGUACCGAACUCAGGGUCCCCCGAGACACCAACAGCGCUGCAAUGGAUCAACAUCGAAGCUGGCGCGACUGUUAACCCCAGCCAUUACUUAGUGGACUGGGACGCACUCGUUCUACGAUCCGGCAAGUCUAAGAUUCAAAUAUGCCACAUCGUUACUGAGGAGCAGUUCGAGGCUGAAGGCCUGACUUGUCACGGGUGGGAAGAGUUCAAGGCGAAGAGAGAGAAGGACGAGAGCAAGGCACGCAUACAAACGGAAUGAACCCGCUUUAUACCUCUUCAACAUGAAUGGGCCGACUUCAUGGCACAUCUUUUAGGCCUUCUGUACAACAAUGUAACAACGCCAAUGAGCAGACACGCCAUCAUCGCGUGCGCAACUAGACAACCAAGUAAUUUCACUCGGUUCUCCGCUUCCCG